Molecule: messenger RNA, 3472 nt
Organism: Oncorhynchus masou masou (cherry salmon)
Lineage: Eukaryota; Metazoa; Chordata; Actinopteri; Salmoniformes; Salmonidae
Product: WAS/WASL-interacting protein family member 1-like
Molecular function (GO): actin binding
Source: RefSeq, a predicted model, not a curated record
AAGUGGCUCUGACUCUGAGUAAAGCUAUUUUAGCAGGAGAGGAGAGCUCUCUCUCUCUUGACAGCAGCUCUCUGAGGAGAGGAGGGUCUUCAAUCUGCAUCAGAGGACAGACUUCAGUGAGAGAGAGGAGCGAAGAAGAAGCAGCCUGUGAUGCUCACAUGACAGUGUGACUGAGACCACUAGAUGAGAGGGGUGAAGCUGUAGAAGAAUAACUGAAGAGAGAGAGAGAAGAUGCCUCCUCCCCCACCACCCCCUGCCCCUCCCCCACCCCCAACCUUCGCUGUGGCAAAUACACAGAAGCCAUCACUCAGCAAGAAUGAAGCACAAGGAAGAAACGCCUUACUGUCUGAUAUCGGAAAAGGAGCUCGCCUGAAGAAGGCCGUGACCAAUGACAGGAGUCAACCCAUCAUUGACAAACCCAAAGGUGGAGGUGGAGGUGGUGGAGGAGGAGGAGGAGGAGGAGGUGGAGGAGGAGGAGGUGGAGGUGGCGGAGGAGGAGGAGGAGGAGGACCAGUACUAGGAGGUCUCUUUGCAGGAGGCAUGCCCAAGCUUCGGUCCUCAGGAGGGAACAGUAACGGAGGCCCUAGGCCCCCCAUGGUACCUCCAGGAGGCCGUUCCUCAGGCCCCAGACCGUUUAGUGGUGGGGGCCCCUCCGCUGGCCCUCCACGGUUCUCGGGGGCCCCAGCCUUUCCCCGGAGCAGCGCCCCCGACCUCCCCAGGGGACGGGGGCCCCCGCGACCAGAGACCCCUGGCGGACCCCCUCCCCCAAUCCCCAACACCCCACGGCCCAACCAGAACUUCCAGAGCCGAGGGACCCCGCCUGUUCCAGGAGGAGCCCGGAUACCCAGCUCAGCCCCGGCACCUCCACCACCCAACCUCGCAGGCAGACACCAAGGCUUGCCCCCUCCCCCUGGCCCUAUAGGGGCCCCGUCUGGGCCAAAACCCUCCUUUGGGGCCCCUCCGGUUCCCAGUAGUGGACGUCCCCCUCUACCCCCAGCCCCCCACCCUGGCAGACCCUCAGAGGACCCCUGGCCCCCACCCCCACCCCUGGGGGGCCACCGGUCCUCCAUAUCCAGAGAUGGACCCCCACCGCCACCAUCUUUCAACUCCAAGCCCCCCAGCUCGUCUUCCUCUCGGCCCUCCAUCGGCGGUGGUGGAGCUCCCCCUCUCCCUCCUUGCAGACCGGGUCCUCCACUGUUGCCCCCAACGCCUGCGGGAGGAGAUGAACACACCCCCAGACUACCACAGAGGAACAUUUCACUCAACUCGCCGGCGCCGCCACCUGGCCGGUCAGGACCACUGCCACCCCCUCCCAGUGAGAGGCCGCCCCCUCUGGGUAAAAACCCCCCAGGACGGACGGGCCCGCUCCCUCCCCCUCCCUCCUCAGGUCCACGUGGAGGCAGUAUAAGGUCAUCUCCAGUCCCCUCACCUCCUAACCGCCCGGGAGCAGAGCCCCCCCGUGGGGGACAACGGCCCCCGCUCCCACCAGACCGACCGGGAAUAGGAGGCCCUCCUCCCCCACCUCCCCCCAUGGGCAACGGCUUCCAGAACUCCCAUCAACACGUUGAUGAGUGGGAGGCUCGGUUCCAGUUCCACCCGGUCUCAGACCUCCCUGUCCCAGAGCCUUACGUGUCCUGUCAGAAGACCUACCCCAGCAAGUUGUCCAAGACUGACGGCAGAGGUUCAGAUAAAAAGUCCAGGGGUGCCCCGCCACUACCCCCUAUCCCCAGGUGAAGCGCUCGUUUUUGGGAUGUCUCCCUCCCUCCCUCCCCUCACAUCCAUUCCCUUCCCUCCAUUCCCUCCUCUCCCCUCCCUCCCUCGCUUCCCUCCCUCCCUUCCUCUCCCUCCCUUCUCCUCUCCCUCCCUUCCUCUCCUCUCCCGCCCUUCUUCCCUCCUCUCCUCUUCCUCCCCUCCUCUCCCUCAGAGUACAUGGAUGUAAGUAUGUCACCUCCACUGCCUCUGUCCGUGAGGCUUAUAGCACCUCAUGGAAGGACCAUAUUUGCAGUGGGACUCACGCAACCAUGUGUUUCUGCCUGGAGUUGAGAAAAUAUUCUCAUUUAACGAACAGCACUCCAAACCAACCAAAGUCGCAACAGAGGCUCGUUUUAUAGGCUAUGCAUUUGGUUUUGCUCCACUAUGUAGUGUUGAAACUGUAUACUUUUGUUAUCAUUUUUCACUUUGCCUUUUUUUUUUUUCAAUUCCGGAUUGUUAUGAAGGAUCUUUGAGAUUUAAGGGAAACAGUCUGUUUCCGGAUGCUGUGCCUGUCUUCGCCAAAGAGCAACCGAACUAUAGCAUAUCAGUUACAAUAUUCUAACCAUCAAAGGGUACUUCUCCAUACAGUUCAUGUGCAGUUCACAGCAUGCCUUGUCUUUGUUUUUACACGGGAGAGACAAAAUGGACGCUUGUGUGUUACAGUAUGCCUUGAUUGAACGUUUUCUUUAUGCCUUGAAAGAAAAAAGGUCACUCAUGACAGUUGUUAGUUUAAUUUUGUAUGAUUUGAGUUGUUGGGAAGGACUAUUUGUUUUUAUUUUCUAAGUUAUCUAUUUGACUAUACAGUUACAGUAUUAUCUUCUGCUUCUGUACUACAGCUCUGGGACGUCUCCGCUACUUGAUAUUAACAUCAAGCUUGUCUCAGAACCACUUGCAGAGUGACAAUCUAAUAUUUGACCUAUGAAAGUAAAUCAUUAAAAUGUAUUAAAAUGUUACAUACAUGAUCCUGAAGUUAUGAUAUGAAUGAGCUUGCUCAUAGUCUAUGCAAGUGUUUAAUGUAUGCAAGGAGGAUAUGAAUAUCAAUCAAAAUAUGCUGGCUAUAUGCUGAUGUGUGAGAGAAAAGUGCUAUGUUUGGCCUCAGUGUUUUCUCUGUUCUGUAUAGACGAUAAUAUGCAUUUCUGAAUAGAGAAUGGGGGGGGAAUGGCAGGAGCAUGUGUGUUUGACCAAGACAAUCGGCUGCACUGGGACGUAGUCUCUUCCCACAGAGGCAGUGUCUCAGAUACAACUUGCAUUGGAGACUACCAGUCAGACCAAACAGCCAGAAACAUCCAGCAGAAAUGGAACGUUUUAAAAAGAAGACCAUUAAAGUUGUGUGUUAGUUCCUCGUCGGGUGACAGACAUAAUGACUGGCGUUCCUUAUGGGGACGUUUCUCUCUCUGUCUUCUUUCAGAAUGUAUUCUGUUUCUUGUUGCCUAGUUAUCUCUGUUAACCCAGAAGUCAAAUAUAGCGGAGUUGGGUCAGCUACACGCAGAAACUGCCCACGGGAGAUUAGUUCCCUAUGACAUUUACAAUGGUACUGCAGAGUGCUUUAUGCACUUUGGCUUCAAGGGAACUUUGAUAUAUAUAUAUUUUUUGAUGCAUUCAACUGCUUUUGUUUCUGCGUUUUUGAGUGUAUUUUCUUCCUGAUGCUUUUCAAUGUAGAACAAAGCAAACUAUUUCCAAAUAGAUUUUCUAAAUAAAGCAAAUAAAGUUGGAGUUGAGA